This is a messenger RNA of Bathycoccus prasinos, 2004 nucleotides long. The record is from the annotation of a RefSeq genome assembly. Lineage: Eukaryota; Viridiplantae; Chlorophyta; Mamiellophyceae; Mamiellales; Bathycoccaceae.
AUGUAUUUAACAAUUCUUUUUUUACCACUUUUAGGUUUUCUUCUUGCUGCUUCGGGUGGUCGUUUUUUUGGUUGGAGAGGUACACCACUUAUUACCACUUUUUGUGUUUUUCUGUCUUCUCUUUUUUCUUUUAUCGCUUUUUAUGAGGUUGGUAUUGCUGGAAGUCCUUGUUAUAUUCAAUUAGCACCCUGGUUUACCUCCGAGUUUUUUGAUGCCACUUGGGGUUUUAUGUUUGAUAGUUUAACUGUCGUCAUGCUGGUCGUGGUAACUUUUGUGAGUACUUUAGUGCAUAUUUAUUCUAUUUCUUACAUGAGUGAAGAUCCACAUUUGCCCAGAUUCAUGUCUUAUUUGUCAAUUUUUACUUUUUUUAUGUUAAUGCUGGUUACAGCUGAUAAUUUUAUCCAGUUAUUUUUCGGUUGGGAGGGUGUAGGUCUGGCCUCUUACCUUUUAAUUAAUUUUUGGUAUACCAGAUUGCAAGCGAACAAAUCCGCAAUUAAAGCAAUGUUGGUCAAUCGCGUGGGAGAUUUUGGUUUAGCUUUAGGUAUUAUUGCGACCUUUUCUUUAUUUAAAUCCGUUGAUUUUGCAACAGUUUUUGCGUGUUCGGCACAUUUUGCAGAAAACUCUUUCAUUUUUUUCCAUUUGGAAUGGCACGCUUUAAGUUUAAUUUGUGCUCUCCUCUUUGUUGGGGCGGUAGGGAAAUCUGCUCAGUUGGGUUUACAUACUUGGUUGCCCGAUGCCAUGGAAGGGCCUACCCCAGUCUCUGCUUUGAUUCAUGCUGCAACCAUGGUAACGGCUGGUGUUUUUAUGAUUGCCCGAUGCUCCCCUCUUUUUGAGCAAGCACCGCAAACUUUAAUUUUGGUGACCGUCACUGGCGCAUUAACUGCAUUUUUUGCGGCAACUACCGGUGUGGUGCAAAACGAUUUAAAACGUGUUAUCGCAUAUUCAACUUGUAGUCAAUUAGGGUAUAUGGUAUUUGCUUGUGGAAUUUCUCAAUACGCCGUUGGUGUUUUUCAUUUAAUGAAUCAUGCUUUUUUUAAAGCACUUCUUUUUCUAAGUGCCGGAGCAGUCAUUCACGCCCUGGCGGACGAGCAAGAUAUGCGUAAAAUGGGAGGAACUAUUAAAGUAUUACCUUUUACAUACUCAAUGAUGUUUAUUGGUUCGUUAGCCUUAAUCGGGUUUCCUUUUUUAACUGGUUUUUAUUCGAAAGAUGUUAUUUUAGAAGUGGCUUAUGCUAAAUAUACCGUAGCAGGUACUUUUACUUACUGGCUUGGUGCUGUUUCUGCACUUUUUACUUCUUAUUAUUCUUUCCGUUUACUUUUUUUGACUUUUAUUGGGCCAGUAAAUUCUCUUAAAGAUUCUCUUAAACAUGUUCAUGAUGCACCUUUUUUAAUGGGGUUUCCACUUUUUUUACUCGCUUUUGGGAGUAUUUUUGUUGGAUAUUUAGCGAAAGACAUGAUGAUUGGUAUGGGAACGCAAUUUUGGGGGAAUGCUUUAUUUAUGGGUCCUGAUCAUGGGCUUUUGGUUGAAUCUGAGUAUAUCCCUCAAGCCAUCAAAUACAUCCCUAUUCUAUUUAGCUUUUUAGGUUUCCUCUUUGCUUUAAAUUUAAACUUACUCGGCGCGAGUUUUUCUUAUUCUUUGAAAACGAGCACUUUUGGGCGUACAUUGUAUAUUUUUUUAAACAAGCGUUGGCUUUUUGAUAAAAUGUAUACAGAUUUUGUGGCUCUUCCAGCUCUUUUUUUUGGAUAUAAUGUGUCUUUUAAAACUCUGGAUAAAGGACUUCUCGAAAUUGUUGGUCCGGCAGGAGUCAUCCAAACUGUUAGUCAAGGGGGUCGUCAAUUACGGAAAAUGCAAAGUGGGCUUAUUUACCAUUAUGCGUUUAUUAUGCUUUGCAGUUUAACAUUUCUCAUUGCUUUUGUGGGUCUUUGGGAUUUUUUUUCUUUCUUUGUAGAAACGCAUCUUUAUUUUAUUGCAGCGACGACCUUGGUUUUUUCUGCUGAUUCAUAA